This is a messenger RNA of Penaeus indicus, 3415 nucleotides long. Its product is annotated as leucine-rich repeat-containing protein 15-like. Bases 964 to 2754 code for a protein of 596 amino acids. Gene Ontology annotation, molecular function: protein binding. The record is from RefSeq and is a predicted model, not a curated record. The transcript has 3 exons. Lineage: Eukaryota; Metazoa; Arthropoda; Malacostraca; Decapoda; Penaeidae. Gene Ontology annotation, cellular component: extracellular matrix.
UCGAGAGGGAGAAGAGCGUCAGCGGUCUUGGCUGCGUCCCCCUCCCCCUCUCGUGGAGUCCCUUUCGUCCUGGAAACUGGAUUAAUUGUCCCAAGAACGAACUUGACAUCGAGAUUCGAGAUAUAUUCACAGUCCACAGAUUGUUCUCGGUGAUGUGGUGAAUAGUUCAGAAGAGGUACUAAUGUCAGAUAACCAAAACUUGCAGGUGGGGGGAAAAUGACGCAAGAAACGUAAGCAAAUCCAGCAAUGUGAUAUAAAUGUACCACUACAGAGAAAAUGUGUUCGGGGAGAAAUAACCCCGCCAGUGAGUGUUCACCAGAAACACUCAGAGCAGUCACUGUGAUCUUCCGUUGCACUGGAUGACUUUUGUUAACGUUCUGCCGAGGACAACACCAAAAAAAAGCUUGUCGGCCAUCAGCAUGAUCGACGCUGAAACCCGAGACUAGGAAGAGGAUCGGAUAUCAGCCCGUUUUCUCGCCCUGACAUCAAGACUGAAGGAUUUGCUUGACUUCGUCGUGGUGCCAGUUUCAUCUCCCCCCUUUUUCCAAGACCAAAUAGAGGUCACGAGUUCCGGAGGAUAAGCAUCAUCAUGUGAGGCGCGUCUCAGUAUCACGGUCAUGGUCGCAACUCAGCCUCUGGAUCCGCCACUUUGCGUCGCCUUUCUUAACAAGGAAAUAUAGGUUGUUUGCGUUACUCACACUGCCAAACGAGAGCCAAUGGCGCAGGCGAGAUGUCGCUGUUGUAUAUCAUCAUUAUAGUUUCAGCUUGCAGUCACAAGGAAGAGAUGCUCAAACAGGUGUAAUGCAUGGCACGUUGCAAUUUUGCUUUCUUUUCAAUUUGGAAGGGCAGCCUAACGGGGAAGAAACAUAGAUCAAGAUAAUCGUAUCUUCUAUCUUUGUUUUGCUAAGCCUAAGUUGCUUAUUCGUAAUUUUUGUUUAAAUAGCGUAAGAUUAACUUCCCAAAAUGCAAUACACGGACUCUGUCUUCACUCUUCCUUGGGCCAGUUCGAGAGAUCGGAAGGGGGCUGCUUUCACGUCCCCGAUAACGGACACGAACGAAAUAUCGGCGAGAUGCGGGAGAGACGAUAGCAAUAAACUAAUCUUAAGAACCGUCGACAAGGAAGUCCCCCCGAAGACUUGCCCAUCGAGAAAAAUCCACCGACCGAGGCUCACGACCUGCGGUUUCCUCGACCAGGAGAGCCUGCGGUGGCCGGACUCGGGCAGCUGGGCGUCCGUGGCGUGCGGCCUGCGCUCCGUGACGCUCCUGCUGGUGGUGAGCCUGAUGAGCCCCGUGGGAGCCUUCUGCCCGCGCGGCUGCACAUGCGACGACGUGGGCCUCCGCGUGCAGUGCAUCCACGCCGACCUGGAUGUCAUCCCGAUCCUGUUUCAUCCGGGGACGCUCGAGCUGAAUCUGAGCUACAAUAGAAUUAAGACAAUCUUAGAAGGACUCAUAUUCUACGGCGAGCUUCAGUACCUAGAUCUCUCGCAUAACGAGGUUGUUUCCGUUGGUUCGCAGAACUUCGCGUCGCAGAGAGUGCUCAACACGCUCGUGAUCGGAAAUAAUAAGCUUUCGAAAAUUCAGAGUAGAGCUUUCCUCGGCCUUUCUAAUCUCAAGCACUUAGAUUUGAGCGACAACUAUAUCGAGUCGAUUGAGAACAACGCUUUUGGCGCGCUCGUAAAUUUAACAACACUUGACCUGUCAAAUAACAGAAUAAAGAAUCUCACAGUCAAUACCUUCAUGAAACUGCAUGGACUCAGAAGCCUGAACCUGUGCAAAAAUGAAAUGAGAGAAAUUUCGAGUGUAGUAUUUGAACCGCUUAGGGAACUUCAAGACUUAGACCUGUGUUCGAAUCAGUUAAUGACUAUUCAAGACUUUGCCUUUAUGAGCCUGAAGAGUCUAGUGAAUUUGAAAUUAAGCAGCAACAAACUCCACUUCUUGCACGAAAAAGCUCUAAGUGGACUGGAUUCCCUGAAAAUUCUCAACUUGCGAGACAACGACAUCCCAGCGGUUCCCAGCAACGUCCUGGCAGCCACGAGGGGCAUGGAGCAGCUGGAUCUGGGCAUCAACCCGAUCACGUCUCUGCCGUUUCGCCCGUUCAGGCACCUGGCGAGCCUCAGGAAACUGUACAUAUCAAGGUGCGAGAACCUCUCUGCCAUCGACACCGAGGCUUUCACCGGCCUCGCCAAGCUGACAACUCUGGUCCUCAGCUUCAACCCACAAUUAACGACCCUCGAUCGUGACAUAUUCAAGCCUCUCCGCGGUCUCCGGCACUUGACGCUCAGAGGCAACGGUCUCAAGGGCUUUGAUCGUUCUCUUGUUAGUCAAAAUGCUCUCCAGUCUCUAGACCUGAGGGAUAAUAGCUUUGAGUGCAAUUGUUCUCUAAAGUGGCUGCAGGAAGCGAGUUCGAAUAAAACCCUCUCGCUGAAAAUUGAGGAGAUCUUGUGCGCUGGGCCAGAGCCACUAAAAGGGAGAAGACUUUCGGAGUUAUCGGAGUAUGAUCUGGAGUGCUAUGACAAUGUGGUGGUGAUGGCCUCGUGCGCCGCGGCCUCCAUGACGCUGCUCCUCCUCUUCGUGGCCUUUGGGGUUCUCUACUACAAGAACUGUCGCAAGAUGAAGGCGAUGGUUCACGACAACUGGCCGGAGAAGAUCGUGGCCACUUGGAAGGACCCCGAGUACGAGAAGCAGGUGGAGGACGAGGAGUACACCUUCCACUCCCUACGAGGCAUCCAGCACAUCCCGGUCACGGUCAUUUGACAGGAGCUUAGUGGAGACCAGUCGCUGCCUUCGGGUCUCCAUGAGGAACUCAUUGAAAGAACCAAGUCGUUCAAAUCUCUCUCGAGCAAUGACAUCGACAAGAACAGAAGACUUCACGACAUUCCGAGAACGAGCACGCAAGAGUAUUUUUCGUCGCUGAAGUCGUCUCCGGCUGCCAACCAGGACGAGCAGUUCGGGGCGCACUCCCUGGAUAACAGCAUCGCGGGCAGCACGAGCAACCACAGCAGCAGCAGAAACGGAUGCGUCCGUGUCUCGCAGUACUCGCCCCCCUCCCCUCCCUGUGUUAUAACAACCUCCAACUACUACAGCCAGGACAACCAGUACCCCAUUUACGCCGAACCGCUCGUGAAGCCCAACUGCGGCAGCAAAAAAAUAGCCAAGUCCUCCAAGGACUCGGGGUACUACUCGUGCGAAUUCCUGGACCAGAACCCGUACUCGGAGUCCCUGAAGGAGACGGGCAUGAAGUCCUCUCCUUCGUCACAGAGUCAGCCCCUCGGGAGACACCUUCCCCUCACUGACUCCGGGGUCUUCACGCUGAGCCACAUCUACAACAGGCCCAGCCAGUACAGCUUUAACAGCCAGGAGGGAAUUUAUGAUAAUAUCAUAUGAUAAAGGACUUCCGAAUUUGUGUUUUUUUUUU